This is a messenger RNA of Penicillium arizonense, 1680 nucleotides long. RefSeq lists its product as uncharacterized. The transcript has a single exon. Lineage: Eukaryota; Fungi; Ascomycota; Eurotiomycetes; Eurotiales; Aspergillaceae. The record is from RefSeq and is a predicted model, not a curated record. The coding region runs from base 1 to 1680 and encodes 559 amino acids.
AUGGCUCACGGAGAUCUAUACUGUCCAGGCGAGUUGGACGUGUUGCAUAGUAACAGAUCAGAGACGACCAUUUGUCUGCCAUCGCCAUCACCAGGAAAGCGAAUUUCUACCUAUUACCCCAGAUCCGGUCCUAAGGUGUUGGAGGAAUCAAACCUCGACCCAUUUUACCUCGAACAAUCACUGGCCGACACGCCAUCUUGGGAUUACAACUCAGAGAUGCGCAAUGAUAGUUUUGAAGACAACAGCCACUACUAUACAUUGUCAUUGACCCCCGGAAAGGACUUCCACGACUCAUUACAUUACGGCCCCGACCGUUCUACCCUCGCACAGGUCGAAUUGGAGAACAGCCUGCGAUUCCACCGAUACACUCCCUCUACCGAGCGGAGUCCCCUGCACAGCAGCCAGGAUUCGUUCAGCUCUGUGCAGACAUACAGCACUACCCCAGACCUCACUCCUAGCAGCUCCUUCUCCUCUACAUACUCUUCACCCGGCUGCCCUGACGUCGUCCUCCAGGCGACAGAGCAGCUCUACAAGCACGCGCAAGAGGCUCACCCUGAGUCCCGGCGUCGUUUCUACCUCCCUGCCUCUACUCCUCCGAAAUAUUCUCUUCCUCCCCCUCCUCCCCCGCCGGUGGCUCCUUUGACCCCGGCGGAUACUCGUCCUACCACUCCUUGCGAGCCAUCAAACGACUCCACUGCCACUAUCACCAUGGCAUAUCAGGAUGUGACUGGGUCUAUGUCAACCCGGUCUCGCCGGAGAAAGCAGCCUCCCACCCUCCCCAACUUGUCUCGGGGCACCAGCUCCCACAGCUCCGGCCGUAAGCAAUCUAGCCCUGGAACACGGCCUCCUCUGGAUCCUUCCAUGAUCUCACCUCCAUGCUUGAUCAACCCCGUCACCAUGGAACCUCACAUGACACACUUCGACCACCCUCUCUUCAUUCCCGCCAAUGACUGCCCCAGUCCUGUUCCCAGCCCAGUGACAAGCUCCCCACCCAUCUCUCGCCAAUGGACAGCAACAUCCAUGGAGCGGCCAUCGACUUCGACCAUGGACCCUCACUGCGAGCAGUCCGUCUGGGAGUCAGACUCAGACAGCGAGUCCGUUGGCCGCAAGUCAAUCUCCCGCAGGCCAAUUGACACUCUUCGCAAGGUCCGCAGCCGUGCGAAGCUCCGUGGUGCCAAGUCGCAGCCUCGGCUUCACCAGGCCAUGCUUGAUGACCAGGCAAUGGAACAGUUCCCCUGCAUGCCGGAUGAUAUCCUCGGGGAACACAUUACAGACACUUUCCGCACUGCUAGCAUGGACCGACCUAGCACGAGCCGUGAUGGCCUUCGUCCGUCUGGACUGGCAACUCUGCGCUUAGUUGCUCCCUCUACUACCUCUCUCGCCAAGCACCCCCCUCGUAAGGACAGCAGAAUCAACAGCUCGGACGUAGAUCGUUCCGCUGCCGCUGCUUUCCAAGCUCAGUUCCGUCGCCGUCAGCGCUCUGAUACACCAGAGUGCUCCACCUCUUCUCUCGGCAAGGACGACAAGGAGAAGUUGACAUCAUUCUGCUUUGAGCAGCACCCUCAACCCGCGAUCAAUGACGGUGCCCAGUCCCGUCCACUCUUGCAGCGAUUCAUGGACUCCCUCCGCUCCUUGAACUGCCACAAGACCACGAAAAAGACAAAUGUCUCUGUCAUAUAA